This is a messenger RNA of Spathaspora passalidarum NRRL Y-27907, 2443 nucleotides long. It is a transcript of the gene CDC20, whose product is annotated as ubiquitin-protein transferase activating protein. Lineage: Eukaryota; Fungi; Ascomycota; Pichiomycetes; Serinales; Debaryomycetaceae. Gene Ontology annotation, molecular function: protein binding; ubiquitin ligase activator activity; anaphase-promoting complex binding. Gene Ontology annotation, biological process: positive regulation of anaphase-promoting complex-dependent catabolic process; anaphase-promoting complex-dependent catabolic process; positive regulation of ubiquitin protein ligase activity. The transcript has a single exon. The record is from RefSeq and is a predicted model, not a curated record. The annotation marks the transcript as partial. Gene Ontology annotation, cellular component: anaphase-promoting complex.
UCAAAGAGGAGAAAACAGAAGUUUUAUCUUGCUAUUUUAUUACACAUACCUUGACUUGGCGGUUAGGACUUUUUUUUUUGAUAGAACCAACCACCAUCAAGAUGUCCAUUCUAGUUCAACAAUCACCAACCUCAAAGGACAAUCUAUUUGAAAAUAAUUCUUAUAAUGACAUGAAGAAGAAACUACAGAAGUCUCCUGAAGAUACCGUCAACCCAGCGCCUUCUUCCCCUUCAAAGAGGGUAUUUCUUCAUCAAAUGAGUCCCAAUGUGGCUAAAUCAACCUACCUUCAUCAGACAGCGACCAAGGACAUCCAGACUAAGCCUGCCGUUAAGCCAAGCAAAUUUCAACGACCACAGUUCCCCAGUACGUUGAAGCCGCCUAUGAAUAUCCGGUCCAAGACGUUAAUGAACUUCACCAGUACUUCUUCGACAUCGGCAUCUCCCUUCGAGUUAAGAAGGUCAAACAGUUUAAUAUCCUCCGAAUCGACAUCGUCGUCUUCUUCCACUGACAGAUUCAUUCCAUCUAGGCAUAAUUCCACCACGGGGAAAUUAGAAACUACUAUAAAUACACCUUCUCCUAAUGCAUCUCCCAAGACUCAUAUCAAAGCACAAACAUCCAAGAUUUACCAACACCAUGUUGCCGAAGCAUGCGGUCUUGAUGUUAAUUCCAAAAUAUUGUUGUAUAAACCAUUACCACCUGAACGUAAAAAGCCUGCCAACUUAUUCUCCACAAACACAAACAAGUUAAAAUUAACCAAUGGGUUACCACCGUCAAUUGCGUCGGCAAGAGCUAAGAAAAUACCUACAUGCCCAGAUCGUGUCCUUGAUGCCCCAGGGUUAGUCGACGAUUUCUACUUGAAUUUACUCAGUUGGUCUCAGAAUAAUUUAUUAGCCAUUGGAUUGGAUAAUUCGGUAUAUGUCUGGAAUGCCAGCACGGGAAGUGUAGGACUCCUUUGCGAAUUACCAGUAAUGGUAACAUCAGUACGUUGGUCAAAUGAUGGGUCGUACAUCAGUAUUGGUAAGGACGACGGGAUAAUUGAGAUUUGGGACAUUGAAACCAAUACAAAAUUAAGAAAUUUAAAUUGUAAUAAUCAUGCCACAAGAAUCGCGGCCCAAUGUUGGAAUCAACAUAUCUUAACUAGUGGUGAUCGAUUAGGUAACUUGUACCAUUCCGAUGUAAGAAUCUCCCAACAAUAUGUCAAUAUGAUGUCAUCACAUUCUGCCGAGAUCUGUGGGAUCGAAUAUAGAAACGACGGUGGACAAUUUGCCAGUGGUGGUAACGAUAAUUUAGUAUGUAUCUGGGACGUGAGAAACACCACCCCAUUAUUUAACAAGUCCAAUCAUAAGGCCGCAGUUAAGGCACUUUCAUGGUGUCCUUAUCAGCCUUCACUUUUAGCCACUGGAGGUGGAUCCAGUGACAAGACAAUAAACUUCUGGAAUACAACCACAGGAUCUCGAGUUAAUACCAUUGAAACCGGAUCACAAAUAUCAAGUCUAAACUGGGGUUAUUCUAAUGGUACUGGGUUAGAAAUCGUCGCUACCCAUGGAUUCCCCACCAACUCAAUCUCAUUAUUUAAUUAUCCUACAUUACAAAAGACUGGAGAGAUCAACAGUGCUCACGACUCAAGAAUCUUGAAUGGGUGUAUAAGUCCCGAUCAUUGCACUUUGGCUACUGUUGCAGGUGAUGAAAAUUUGAAAUUUUGGUCCUUGUUUGAUUUAGUCAAAAAUAAACGUGAGUUUGGUGACGUGACUGAUGUUGAUGGAGAGGAUAAGUCGGAAGUUGAAACUAAACGUAUUAAAAAGAUGAUGAGUUUAAGAUAGAUUAUUUUGACUUUAUAGUAAUAUAAGACGAUAAAAUUUUAGCAGACAGUAUAUUCGAUGUUAAAAUUUUAGUAGCCAUGCAUCAAUAAACAAAUUCCAACAUUUUCUUUUUUGAUGUUAAAAACACAGCCAAACAGGAAAGAAAAAUGAUGGACUGAUUACAUUCUUGACAUGUGUCUUACCCCUCCGACUUCCGCAAGAUAUCAUACUCAACAUUACAUAUUUCAGGGACAGCAUUUGAAGUUCGUAGAUAUCGAGAUUCCACUUAUUGUGAUUGGUGUGAGCAUGUUAAUUUGAAAAAGUCUGAUCUUUAUGGUAACAGGAUAAUGCACUUAGAUUGUUGCGUUCGAGCACUUGAUGUUGCUGAAAUGGAUUUACAGCAUAUCCAAUUACAACAUGAUCUCAAGAGGGAAAAUAUCACAUUAAAACAAAUGUUCCAAGACGUAGGUAGAAAUAUUCUACAUAUUUCACAACUCAAAUAGACAUUAUUCUUCUAAUAUUCUCUAAUUUAAGAAAUGUAUUAGUAUCAGUAACGGGGUACUUGUAUAUAUUGCUGCAAAAAACUCCCCUCCCCAAGCCUGGAAGUGUUCAAGUCAUUUACCUUCAACAAACUCCUUAUUUCU